Molecule: messenger RNA, 1134 nt
Organism: Cucurbita pepo subsp. pepo (vegetable marrow)
Lineage: Eukaryota; Viridiplantae; Streptophyta; Magnoliopsida; Cucurbitales; Cucurbitaceae
Product: L10-interacting MYB domain-containing protein
Source: RefSeq, a predicted model, not a curated record
UCUUCUUCUUCUUCUUCUUCAAAUGUUUACCAUAAAUCUGCCACUGCCUUCCUUCCUCGGCUCUCCCCAUUAAUUACUCCACUCUUCACUCUCUUCUUAAGAAUGUCCAAGAGUUUAGCUGCCAGUGAUGAAAAGGAGAGGCAAAAGGAGAGGCAAACAAAGGCAAUUUGGGAUGAUGUUACUGUUGAUUCAUUCAUAAAUGUCUGUAUUACUGAGACUUUAAAUGGGAAUAGACCUCAUGGCCAUUUUACCAAAAUUGGAUGGAGGAAUGUAGUUAAGAACUUCCAUGCAAAGACAGGAAGAAACUACGGAUACAAGCAGCUCAAAAACAAAUGGACGACACUCAAAAAAGACAGGCAGGUCUGGAAUGAUUUGAUUGGAACUGAUAAACAAUUAGGAUGGGACACUCAGAGGCAAACCAUUGAUGCCACUAGUCAAUGGUGGGAUAGCAAAUUGAAGAUUCUUCCUGAGGCAACUAAGUUUCGUGCAAAAGGACUGCAAAAUGUGGAGCUCUUGAACAUUCUCUUUAAAGAUGUUGCAGCAGGCAAUGGAGGAGGAGCAUGGGUGCCAACCCCAACUCGGGUUGUUUUACAUAAGUCUUCAAGUGAUGACACAAUAGGAGACACAAAGUUGAAUGAGAAUGAGUUUAUUAACAAUGUUCAAAGUAACACUAACACUAAUGAAGUUAAUACGAGUGCUGCAACUUAUAGUCAAGGCAGUGAGAAAAGGAGGAAAAAAGUACAAGAUUCAAAAGUUGGAUCGUCUUCUUCGAGGUUGUUCGAGGCAUUAGAUCGUCUUUAUGAUGCCAUAGAAUACAGAAGAAGAGAUUUACCAGGAUGUAGUACACUUGAAGUAAUGGAAACUUUAAGGGGGAUGCCUGGAAUUGUGGAAGGUGAUGAGUUGUAUAUGAAGGCUGCUGAUAUCCUUAUCAAAAGAGAAAAUAGGGAGAUGUUUGUUGCUUUAAGAAAGCCUGAGAUUCAAAUUACAUGGCUUAAACAAAAAAGAGUUUGACAUAAAUGCACAUUAUACAUACAAAUAUAGAGUAGUUUGGGUUUAACCCGAUGUAAUCAAUAGAACUAUGGGGUUGUAAAUGCAAAUCCAUGGUUUAUCAAUGCUAGCUGCUCCUUUCUACCA